Molecule: messenger RNA, 2689 nt
Organism: Myripristis murdjan (pinecone soldierfish)
Lineage: Eukaryota; Metazoa; Chordata; Actinopteri; Holocentriformes; Holocentridae
Product: SWI/SNF-related matrix-associated actin-dependent regulator of chromatin subfamily E member 1
Exons: 11
Coding region: 211-1497 (428 amino acids)
Biological process (GO): negative regulation of DNA-templated transcription
Cellular component (GO): SWI/SNF complex
Molecular function (GO): nucleosomal DNA binding; nuclear receptor binding
Source: RefSeq, a predicted model, not a curated record
AGGGUGGGGGUGCAAUUCUGGAAGAUUCUAUUGGAAUCUUAUGAGUGGACCCCAUUUCAUUCGUUUAUUGUGGGGACUGUUUCUCUGUGCUAGCUGGUUAGCCUUCCCCGUAAUAGCCACAACGUAGCUACACACUCACUGUGGUGGGGACAAAAAGGUUUUAGGAGCCAAUGACUGGAAUAGACUGAUAAUCUGUUCCCCACUGCAAAGAUGUCAAAGAGGCCAUCCUAUGCCCCUCCCCCUCCCCCAGCCCCUACAACACAAAUGCCCAAUACUACCGGGUUUGUGGGGUACAACCCAUACAGCCAUCUGGCCUACAACAACUACAGACUGGGAGGGAGCCAAGGCAGCAACAGUCGGGUAACGAAUUCCUCUGGAAUAAAUAUUCCAAAGCCACCCAAGCCACCUGAUAAACCACUUAUGCCAUAUAUGAGAUAUAGUCGAAAGGUUUGGGAUCAAGUAAAAGCCUCCAAUCCUGAUCUGAAGCUAUGGGAAAUUGGGAAGAUAAUCGGUGGCAUGUGGAGGGACCUCACUGAUGAGGAGAAACAGGAUUAUUUGAAUGACUACGAAGCAGAGAAGAUUGAGUAUAAUGAGAGUAUGAAGGCCUAUCACAACUCGCCAGCCUACCUGGCCUACGUCAAUGCAAAGAGUCGUGCUGAGGCAGCUCUAGAAGAGGAGAGCCGACAGAGGCAGUCAAGACUGGACAAGGGCGAGCCUUAUAUGAGUAUUCAGCCAGCUGAGGAUCCAGAUGAUUAUGAUGAUGGGUUCUCCAUAAAGCAUUCGGCUGCAGCUCGUUUCCAGCGCAACCACCGUUUGAUCAGUGAGAUCCUUAGCGAGAGCGUAGUCCCAGAUGUACGUUCAGUUGUAACCACAGCUCGCAUGCAGGUCCUCAAGCGCCAGGUCCAGUCUUUGAUGGUGCACCAGAGAAAGUUGGAAGCAGAGUUGCUUCAGAUUGAAGAUCGCCACCAGGACAAGAAAAGGAAAUUUAUUGAAGCUACAGAGUCUUUCACAAAUGAGCUCAAAAGGCUGUGUUGUAUGAAAGUGGAGGUAGACAUGGAGAAGAUUUCUGCCGAGAUUGCUGCAGCAGAGGAGGCAUCUCGUAAACGGAUGGCUGAACGUGAGAAGGAGACAGGAGACCAAAGUGCUCGAGAGGCCCCGGUGUGUGUCUUAGCAGAGGAAGAAAAACACAUUUGUGCAACGCAUGGCAGCAAACACAGGCAGAACUCUCUCAGUGAAAGUAGCAACAAGGAAGGCGAGGACACAGAAUCCAACCCCAUGGAUACUACAGGGAAGCCAAAGGCCUCAGAGGAGCUGGAGGCUCAUCCAGGCAGUGAAGAGGGGGCGUCAGAGGACAAGGAGAGUGUCCCAGAAGGAGCCAUGGAAGAGGGUACCAGUGACAGUAACACAGGUUCAGAAACCACUUCAGCACAGACAGAGGACGCCCCACCUAGUGAGCCAUCCUCAGAGGGCCCCAGCAGAGCACGAGCAGCCCACUGAUUGAACCCCUGACUGUCUUUGAACUGUAAGGCCAUUAUCACCUCCAUUGGCCUCCAGUAUCAUCCUCUGCUAAACAUAUAUUGCACAGUAUCAUCUCAGAUUGUAAAAGUAUAUGAAAAGUGUUCAAAUGGGCUCCAUUUUGUGAAACGGGCCUGAGACAAAGAUUCAGUUUUUAGUGAGUCUGAAAUCAUUUAGACUUCUAGACAUGCGUUGAAUACAAAUACAUGAAAAUUUUAAAACACUUCAAGUCUACAAAACAAUGGUCCUGUCUAACAUCGAUGACUGCUAAGUUCGCCACAGAAGCCCAUGAGAAAGCACUAUAUUCCCCCCACAGGCCUUAGUGCCAGCUGGGAGAACCCAUAGAGCCCCCUCUCAGCACAUAUCAAUACAUAUCCUGUCUUAGUCCCUAGCACUAUGUCUGGCAGAUCCCAGAUCAACGCAAAUUAUGACUCCACACACACACACACACACACACACACACACACACACACACACACACACACACACACACACACACACCCAUAUAUAUAUAUAUAUAUAUGUGUGUGUGUGUGUGUGUGUGUGUGUGUGUGUGUGUGUGUGUGAAAACCUGUCACAUGAAAAAAACAUUGUUCAAUGUUAUAUUUAACUUUGUCCUUUGUAUUGUAAUGUCAUUGUUGCUUUCAUUGUUAUUUUUGCAUGUUGCAAUUUUUUAAACUAAGUUGGCUUACUUGUGAAGAGUGGAGUGAGGUGACGUCUCCUACACAGGAGAACUUAUGUUUACUCAGUAUCAGUAUUAAAGUGACAGUAUCGUCUCAGGAGUUUGUAGUCAUUAGUAGUAGAGUUUUUUGUUAUUUAUUAUCAGCAUUUUAUUAUACUUGUGUAUUAGUUGUCCUGGGGCCCAGUCUAUCCAUAAACAUGUCUCAAAAUCAUCAAUGCUGUACAAUGCUCAAUUACCAGUGUUCUCAAGUUUGCUAGCUAUCAAUCAAAUCAAAAGCAGUACGCUUAGAACAUCUUAGUGUUAUGUUAUUAUCAGUAUUGCGAUUUUCAGCAGAAACCUUUUAAAUGUAAUUGUGUACACAGUGUUACAAAGUUUGCUUAAACAUGGAGUUUCAUCUUGUAAAGCAGCUUGAAAAAUGGUCAUAAACAUGCAGUCUUAAAAUGAAUUUCCUUUUACAUAUUUAUACCAAUAAACUUUUUCUACCCUGAACAA